Symbiodinium natans is the source of this 2910-nucleotide messenger RNA. The record is from the annotation of a GenBank genome assembly. Lineage: Eukaryota; Dinophyceae; Suessiales; Symbiodiniaceae.
AUGGCUCACCGCUCGACCACAUCCUUACAGCCAACGGAGUAUCCGGACAUCAUCCAGUUUUCCAGCGCCGUGUAUUACUGCAGCGAAGCAGAAGGAAAAGUUCAAGUGGAGGUAUCGAGGCUUGGUGAGGACGACAACCAGUGUCAUGUGGAUUAUGAGACUUUCGACAUCUCCGCAGUUUCUGGUGUCAAGUAUGUGGGUCGCAAGGGCACCAUCGCUUUUGAGCCAGGGGAAAUGUCAGUGACAGUCGAGAUCAACCUCAUUGAAAACGAUUCCUUCGAGGCCACGCUGGAAUUUGGUGUACGCUUGCUCAGGCCUCGCGGUGCUGUGCUGGGCCACUACCUUCAUACUUGCAGAGUUACUGUCGCGGAUGAUGACACGUUUCCUACCAACAGGAACGCUGACAAGUUGCGUCAAGGGAGAGGCGCGGAGAUCCAACCAAUUGUUUUGUGGACGGAGUAUCUCAGAAUGAGCCUCAAGGACCGCAAGGUUCGGACGGCGGCUAUUUACAACCUUCUCACGGAUCAGGUGCGAAACCUCGCGUACCUCUGGCAAGUGAUGUUGACCAAGUACUUGAUCGACCAGGUGCUGGCGGAUGAGCCUUUGCCCUUCUUCACGGACCCCAUCAUGCCCAAAGGCAGAGAAGAGCGCGUUUGGCUCACGAUUGCUUUUUCCUUCCUGCCGCAUGCUGUGAUGCUGGUUCUGAACCGAAUGAAAGCUGAGCGGCGCAUCCAGGGCAUGGUUGUUAAUCAGCUACAAGGAAACUUGCUGAGGAAGUUCCUGAACUACAACGAAGACUCUCGUGACUCCGUGUCGACUUCAGACUUGGCGAUGGCCAUAACCCGUGAUGUCCCUGAGCUCGUGGAGCAUGGCUUCAUGGGUAUCUUCGAGCUCGUAGAGAACUUGGGCUUGGUCAUCGUUCUCGGAGUGCUCAUGGUGGCGCAGAGCGACUUGACCGCCAUGACACCCACCGCCUUCUUCCUUAUCCCUCUGGCGAUGCUGAUGUUCAUUUACAUUCGCCAUCCUGAGACUGAGCGCCGAGAUCGGCUGGUCUUUCAGAGGCAGACUGAGAUGUUGAUCUUGGUGCACCAAGUGACGGACCACACUCGAUUGAUUACCGAUUAUUUUCAGCGCCCGACAAUGGUGGUCAGCUUCAACGGGAGGGUUGCUGAAUGCAACAGAGCGACCACCCUCGCGACUAUGUUCAGGGUCACAAAUUCGGAGUUCGCACCUUUCAUGACGACUGUUAUCAUCGCCAUCUAUGUUGCGUUCCACUAUGCAUCUGUCGUGGACAAGACAAUCACCAUUGGCGAGUUCCUGACCUCUAUAGCUGUAUGGCGCAGCAUUGGUGGGGCAUAUCAGAAUGCAUACAAGGACAUGCUGCAAAUCCAACAGGCAGCGGCUCCGCUCUUGAAUGUCAUCCACUACAUGAACCUUCCGGUUGACACCACCGAGCGGAUGGAGAUCACGCGAGAGAUGCAGGAGUUCGGCAAGACUGCGCAGAAGAAGGCACAUCAUCAACUAUUUGGCCACCUUGCUGCAAACUCGCCGUUUGUCGAAGACAGCAGUGUCGUCAUGAUGAAUGGCGAGAAGGUGGCUGCCAAGUACCCUCAGGAUUUGGUGCAGAUCUAUGCAGACAACAUCAACUUCGCAUAUCCGCCGCGAACAGGAGGUGGUAUGGACCUGCUACGGAAUGCCAGCUUCACGAUUCCGCAAGGUCAUCUUGUGGCUGUGGCGGGUCCAAAAGGAUGCGGCAAGAAGACACUUCUGGAGCUGCUGGCUGGCAUCCUGCUGCCUUCUGGCCACACCAAGCUGUUUGUGCCACCACACCUGCGGGUUCUCCAUGUGUCCAAAGAUCCGCAGUUGCUUCCCGAGAUCACACUCUUUGAGAACCUUACCUUCGGCCCCUCAGAUGGCCAGGAUGAGGAGCCGGAAAGGGUGCUGGCCAUCUGCAAGCGGCUGGGUCUCAGUUCGGAUGCCAUGAAGCUGAUUGACGACUCCAUUCAGAGACAGGGAGAUGUGAAGAAGGCCAGGCAGGCGGACAAGCUGCGUGUGCCUGCCGCUCCGAUUCCAGCGGGCUCCGCGCAGUCCUCGGCCCUGCGGGAGCUGCAGGAGAAGAACCAGGUCAACGAAAACAGCCUGCCCUUCACGGAGAAGUGCCUUCUGCACCUAGCAAGAGCCCUCGUCAUGAACCCGGAAGUCCUGAUCUUACACAAACCUCUGGAGCAUUUCGACUACGUCUUUGCCAGACGUGUUGUGGAGAUCCUUCGCGAGUUCGUGGACCUACGCGGCUUGGAGAAGCCGCGAGAGUCAUUGCACCUGCGGAGCCCCAGGACCUGCAUCUUCUCCGUUGGGCACUUGGACAACUUGGAGGAUGUGGACAUCCUCCUCCAGGUCACCAACAAGCAGGUGGAGGCAGUUGACCUUGACUCCCUUUGUCGCUUAAAGCAGGAGGUUGGACAGCUGUUUCAUGUGUUGGAUAAAAACGUGGACAACCUGUUGGACCGCGAGGAGUUCAUGGCAAUGGCUGAGGCGUCGCCGGCAAUGGUGGAAUUGUUCGGCAUUCCAGAGGCCACUGAUGUCAGCCGGGCGAAAGGGGACCUCAACAAGAUCUUCGACAAAGUCGAUGACAGUCAAGGUGGAAAGAUUGAUCAGGAAGAGUUUGUUGCGUUUAUCCGGACCCAGUUUGAUGAUCAGCUUGCAGACGCUGUGCAUGCUCUGCAGAGCCCCAAGGGCGCAGCUGAAAAGAUCAAGGAGAUUCAAGCCAAGAAGGCGAGACGCAAGCAACUAGAGUUUGCCAACUCACCUGGGUACAAGCACCUGGAUGUGUGGGAUUCGCCGGAGAUUCCUGCGCACACAGCCAUACUAGGCUUCCCUCCCACAUCCAGGAAGCUGCCGAUCACGUUCUGA